GCAGAUGAUGCCUGUGGGUUUUAUUAUUUUUUAUCUACACAUUUGGCUUGUGAUCAUAAUAAUUGCGACACUUAUGAUAUUAGAAGGUGGAAUUUAUUGAAUUGCCUUUCAAGCCAACUUGAACUGGCUGCCCAUACCGUUUGGCCGUCUGACAGCAAAAUCUAGCCAACUCAAACUCAAACUUGAACUGAACUGGAUGAAAUGGCGAUGUGGCACAAAAUUGUGAUAUUUUUAUAUUUGCUUUCAAUCAGAAUGACUGUGAUGGCUACUGGCCAAGCUAAGAAGAACAUACUCUUCCUCAUAGCUGACGAUGCAGGCUUUGAGACUCCCGUGUAUGGCAACACAGUGUGCCAGACACCAAACCUGGAUCGUCUGGCAGCCCAGAGUGUAGUCUUCGACAAUGCCUUUACUUCAGUCAGCAGCUGCUCACCAAGCCGGGCAGCCCUGCUGACUGGCCUGCCAUCCCACCAGAAUGGAAUGUAUGGCCUUCACCACUCAGUACACCACUUCAACUCAUUUGACGGUGUGGUCUCUUUGCCGGCCUUGGUCCGGCAGCACGGAGUCCGAACAGGUAUAAUCGGGAAGAAGCACGUCGGCCCGUCCAGCGUGUACCCAUUCGACUUCUCCUAUACGGAGGAGGACGGCCACUCGAUCCUGCAGGUCGGCCGCAACAUCACUCACAUCAAGGAGCUGGUCGGCCGGUUCCUAGCCACCACGCCGCGCAGCCAGCCGUGGUUCCUGUACGUCGGUUUCCACGACCCACACCGGUGCGGCCACACCCACCCCGAGCUGGGCCAGUUCUGUGAGAGGUUCGGCGCUGACGGCGGCAUCCCCGACUGGACGCCCGUCUGGUACAGUCCGGACUCCGUGGAGGUACCGUACAACGUCCAGGACACGCCGGCCGCGCGGGCUGACAUAGCCGCUCAGUACACCACUGUGUCGCGGCUGGACCAGGGAGUCGGGCUGGUGCUGGCGGAGCUGGAGAGAUUGGGUCUGACCGACAGCACCCUGGUUGUAUACACGUCCGACAAUGGAGCGCCCUUUCCCGGCGGACGUACCAACCUCUACGAGCCAGGCGUGGCCGAGCCGCUGCUGCUGUCCGUGCCGGGCGUGGGCGGCCGCCGCCAGGCCUCGCCCGUCUCCCUGCUGGACCUGGUGCCCACGGCGCUCGACUGGCUCGGCAUCUCCUACCCGCACUACCACCUCAACAACAGGACGGCGGCCGUCACACUGACCGGACGCAGUCUGCUCUCGCUGGCGCAAAAAGGUACGGAACUGCUCAGCUGGGGCCAAAAGGUACGGAGCUGGCGUCUCAAUGGCGCAAAAAAGGUGCAGAAAUGGUGCGCUGCUGUUCAGGUGCGGAGAUGGUGCUUCACUGACCCAAGGAGGCACGUAGCUGCCCCAUGACGCAAACCAAAAUGCUUAGUCAACAAAAAUUUUCCUCCACCGAUGGUGUAGAGGGGUAAGGAGACGAGAUCCUCCCUCACUGAUCUAGGAAGGUGCGGAGUCCUGUCACUAGCGCCAGAAGUCUGUCACAUAUUCUCACUGGUGGAGAAAGAUCCGCAGUCUCCAUAUCAACAGAAACUGCAAACAACAGACAUGGUAAACAACAGAAAGCAGUGGUAUAGAGCUUUGUUAACAAUAACAUGUGAACAUGAAUGUGAACAUAUGAGGUCCAUCGGGCAAAGUCUGGGCGGGACCUCAGAUCAGACGCGUCGGCCUUGAAAUCGCUGAGGAAUGCUAUGUGACGUGUCGUCUUCGACGGGGAACUAUUUUGCAUAUCUACGCCUCUACGGAUUUCCGGACGGGACACUGCUUUCCACAUAAUAGUUAUAUUUCACUUCACCAUUUCCAUGGACCAUGUGUCCACAAUCUACGUAUCAACAAUUUUCAAUCUACAAUCUACAAUACAAUCUACAGACAAUCGACAAUCUACGUAAUUAUAACCGUUAUGAACGGUUAUAAUGCAGUGCAGUAUGUUUUACAACGAAUGCGAGAACAUCACUCUAGUUUCAUUUUACCUACGUUGCUUCGUUUACAUUAUUUUGCGUUUCGUAUAUCCGAGAGUUCGAUAAAUUGAUCGAUCAAGCUAUCACAGGGAUUAAUAGCAAAUUGAUUGAGUUAUGCUAUGGUGGAUAAGCAUGUCAGUGCCAACCGCUUGAAAAAUAACUCCUCAGUGGCUUGCACUAGACCUAACGCACGGCUGGGGGUAGCGGGAUCUGACAGAGGAAAUGGUACGGGCCGCCGUCACAGAUGACGUCGUGCCACUGCCCCAGUCUGGCGUCGUGGCGGCUCCGGGGGCCCUGUAGUUCCAGGCACAGUUCGUUGCCCGCGGUUGACUGUCCGGCGGCCCAGUUGGUGAAGUCGAACGGCGUGCCAUCCUGCCAGCCCCAGUCCUGGCCUCCCUUCCGCAGCCUCAUCCCGCCCACCCACACGUACGUGGCGUCGCUGUUGGCCACCAGCUCCUCGACAAACUGGUGGCUGUCGUUGUGCACCGAGGCGAGCCGGGCCCGGCGGUCCAUGGCCGGACACAGCGCGCUGGCGCCGAACCAGGUGGCCGUCACGGCCGGCAUCAGGUAGCAGCUGUGCCGGUGGCGGCUCCAGCCGGCCGGACACUGGCCGCCGCUCGACUGGGCGGCCGUCAGCUGCUGCUGCAGAGCCUCCACGGCCCGGCCGAGCUCGGCGCAGGGCACGCUGUCGGCCGGCGCGGUCAGGUUGCGGACGAUGUCGCCGAGCGUCACAUCUGGGCGGCCGAGUGCUGUCGGAGCGGCGGCCAGCAGCAGCAGGGCGCCGCACAGUGAGACGGCGCGCAGCGGCAUGGUGGACGGGGCGCCGGCCGACCGCGGGCGC
Amphibalanus amphitrite is the source of this 2850-nucleotide messenger RNA. RefSeq names its product N-sulphoglucosamine sulphohydrolase-like. The transcript is spliced from 8 exons. NCBI's taxonomy places the organism in Eukaryota, Metazoa, Arthropoda, Thecostraca, Balanomorpha, Balanidae. Gene Ontology annotation, molecular function: N-sulfoglucosamine sulfohydrolase activity. Gene Ontology annotation, biological process: heparan sulfate proteoglycan catabolic process; glycosaminoglycan catabolic process. The record is from RefSeq and is a predicted model, not a curated record. Bases 202 to 1407 code for a protein of 401 amino acids.